CUCAAUGCCAGGUGAUUCAACGCUCCGAAGAAGUGAGCUUUCCCAUUGAAACUUGUCAUGUAAUUCUAACAUGUCGAAGGUUACUACUGUUGUAGUGGAGAAAUGCAUGACCUGAAUUUGUGUGGAAUACGGUUUGGCGUUGUUUAGAUGUUGUCUGUUCUGACAGGAAGCCGGAUAGCGAUGAGUGCCCCCUGCGGGUUAAUUCGCACCGCUGCUCGACGCUUCACCCGGCAGAGUUCUGCUGCUGCUGCUCCACUGUGCAGGCGGCUGCUGGGCCCCGGAUCCUCAAACAGCUUUAUCAGAGGAAAUAUGUCCUCCAAAAAACAAAUGGACCACUUAGAGAGGACGGCGAGCAACUACAGACAGAAUGGGCUGUAUCCCGCCCAAGUCUGUGGAAUCGUGACCGAAUCGGAAACGGUAAAAAGACUGAGGAUAGCCGUGCACCCAGACUUCAGCUUCAAAGCAGGACAGUGGGUGGAUUUCUUCAUCCCUGGUGUGGAGAAGGUGGGAGGUUUCUCCAUGUGCUCCAGCCCGGGUCUGUUGCAGAGGGAGGGUGUGGUCGAACUGGCGAUCAAGUACGCGAAACAUCCCCCAGCACACUGGGUCCACACUGUGUGUGCAGUAGGCUCCCGCGUGGCCAUGCGUGUCGGCGGAGACUUCUACUUCGACCCGCUUCCCUCAGGUCCAGCUGUGGAUCUGCUGCUGGUCGCCGGCGGCGUGGGGAUCAAUCCGCUGUACUCCAUUCUGCUGCACGCCGCAGAUCUGCUGCGUCUCAACCAGUCCUCUGCUGGUCGGCGCUUCAACAUCGGUUCCGCCCACCUCUGCUACAGCGCCAAGAACACUCAGGAACUGCUCUUCAAGAGCUCCAUCGUUGAGAAAUGCGGGGAGUUUCCCAACAAGUUCACCUGCAACUUUCACGUCACGCAACAGAGGGCAGGAGUCGAGCCGCACCUUCAGCCAUUCGUCAAAAGUGGGAGAAUCACAGCCGAGGAGUUGCAGGCGAACGUGGACCCGCAAAGGACUUUGUGUUACUUAUGCGGACCGCCGCCAAUGACAGAAGCAAUUUCAAAAACCCUCAUGGACCUCGGCCUCCCACAGGACAGGAUCCUGUUUGAGAAGUGGUGGUAGGAGAAGUUGUAGCUUUUGGUGGUCUUCAAAUGGAGGGAAUGCCUCUCUACACAUUCAAGGUCUAUGACACCAUCCAACUGCGAACUGAAUCAAAUAUAGGGUUUGUUUUUUGUUUUUUUUACUUUUCUUGAAUUACAGUCAGGAAAAUAUCUUUGACCUUAAAUGUGAAGAUUCUGUACAGAUGUCUAGCAAUUACUAAUUUAAGUUGAGAGUGAGAUUUGUAAAGUUUGCAAAGUUUAGUUUGGGAAUAUGUUUCAUACUGAAAUAUAUUUUAAAGAUGCAGCCGUCACAGAUGUGUGCCCAAUUUCCCAUCUUUGUGUUGACGCUGUUUUCAACCAAUUUCCAUUUCUGUUACAGAAAUAUUAAGAGCUCACAACAUUUUCUUUCAUAGCCUUACAGCUGUGUGCAGUCGUCCAUCAGUAUAAUAUUGCAUGUAGAUUUUAUAUUUGAUGCCGAAUAAAACAGCAGCUUUCCUGUUGUGUGCUGGGAUCCGCUCUACGUCAAUUUGAAGAUGAUCCAACUUGUGUAAACUGAGUUGUUGUGGGAUUUUCAGAAUUUGCCGCCAUGCUUGUUCACUUUGGCUUCACACUUAUUGAAGCCAUUUAUUGAAACCUCAAAACAAAGCAGCAAUAAAUUGAAGCUUUGUGUUUAUGUGCCAAAGAAGAAGAACUUCAUUUGCAAAAGUAAAAAAAAUUUGGCUGAUGAGCUUGAUUUUUUUCCCUUCCGUGAGAGUAAUUACACCUCACAUCUUUUUCUUUCCCAACAUCAAGUGAAAACUUGACAAUCUCUCACACGCUUGGCCACCACUGUACUGUUUUUCUCUCUCUCUCUCUCUCACCCACACCCUCUCAUCAUCUGAGCAGUCUCUUUUCUCACACAUCUUCCACAUCAGCAAACAGUUUUCCAUCCCAGGGCAGGUUAAGCGUCCCGCGGCGCUCUGUAAUGGAACCUCCAGGUGGUCUCUGAUUGGCACGGAUCACCGAGCGUCCCUCAGAGGCGGCGGCAAGCCUCUCGCUGCCGUUUGUCAGCGAGGGUUGUAAUGUUCCCCCGUUCGUGACGAUAACACGGAAGUGAAAUGGAGGGAAAAAGAAAAUAAAGAGCUAACUUUGAGGCAGUCUGGGCUUCAAACACUUUAUUGACCUUCUUGUUAAACCAAGACCUAACUGUUACACCACUCACACACUUCACAGGUAGUCCAGGAAACGAAAUAAAGAGCUCAUUUCUAAAUAACACAUUCUUGGGUCAUUUAUUGCAAAAAAAUCUUUUCUAUUGCCUUCAGCUUUUGAGAAAAAAACGGCAAAUCACGCGAAAGGUUCUACCUUUUAAAAUACUCAAGAAUUACAUUGAUAUUUGAAAGUUGUAUUCCUCUUGGCAUAUUAUCACUUAGUUUUUUUGGAGCUGGAUAAUGCAUAUGCUGGUAAUUGGUCUAAAUUUAGAGUUUAGAGUUGGACCGAUUUGUCCACUUGAUGGAAGGCAGCACUUUUCCCAAAUUGUAGAACUGUAAAGCAGUGGAUCU
Messenger RNA from Gambusia affinis (western mosquitofish), 2644 nucleotides. RefSeq names its product oxidoreductase NAD-binding domain containing 1 (gene oxnad1). Gene Ontology annotation, molecular function: oxidoreductase activity. Lineage: Eukaryota; Metazoa; Chordata; Actinopteri; Cyprinodontiformes; Poeciliidae. The coding region runs from base 148 to 1128 and encodes 326 amino acids. The transcript is spliced from 8 exons. The record is from RefSeq and is a predicted model, not a curated record. Gene Ontology annotation, cellular component: mitochondrion.